UUGCACCCCCCCGUGGAAAGAGAAGGAAAGGUUAUCUUCUAGAUAUUGCACCCCGUGGAAGGAAAAAAAAAGGUCGCUCAACGAAUUCAGUUGCUACCCAGACUUCAGUGGCUACCCAGACUUCCUUCCUCCACACUGAGUCUCCACCCCUUGGCUACAUGAGCAAGGACAACGAUAGUAAUGACCCUCCUGAUAUAACAUAUUAUUCAGAGGUUGAAGCAGAACUUGGAAAUGGGUAUGAUGGUUAUUUGAGUAGUGAGGAAAUUGAUAUAAAGGAAGAGCCAAUUGAACCAAUGGAGGAGCCAUCCAAUAGAGAAGGUAUGGCUCCAACACGUAAGGUUUACAGUUCCAGCCGAUGGCAGCGCAUCAAAGAAAAGGAAAACCGUCCCAUUGGACAUGAUAUUAGAAAUAUUUAUGCUUUCAGAGAAGGGAGAAUCCAACGUGAGCAUCAGUCGUGCGCUGGACAUUGGUCAUAUGACGGUUACAUUUAUACUAAAGAAUAAGAAGAGUAUCCUUGAACAGGUCAAAAUUACUGCACCUGAACGGCUCAAAAGUGCUGCACCUGAACGGGUCAAAAGUGUUGUUCGUAGAACACCCUAUAAAAAGAAGAGUAUACAUGAACAGGUCAAAAGUGCUGCACCUGAACAAGUCGAAAGUGUUGUGCAUAGAACGGCCAGUAAAAUGAUGCUGGACACUGUUGAGUUAGAAAGGUUAUUGUUGUUCUGGCUUAAAGAUCAGAACCAGCGGCGUAUGCCAUUAAGCCUUGGUGCAAUUAAAGAGAAGGGUAGAAGGUUACAUGAGGCAUUAGAAAGUGAAAGGGAGAAAGGGAGUACAAGUGGACAGUUUGUGGUGAAGAGUGAUUGGUUUAACCAUUUCAUGGCUCGUGCUAGAUUGCAAAAUCUUAAGGUGCCAGUUGAAGCUGCUCGUGCUGAUGAGGAAGCAGCAAAAUAUUUUCCUAUUUGGUUGGCUGAGAUAAUUAGGGAGGGGGGUUACUUACCGGAGCAAGUGUUUAAUGUGGAUGAUACAGGCUUAUUUUGGAAGCGUAUGCCUAGUCGUAUGUUUGUCUCCAAGGAGGAGAAGUCGGCACCGGGUCAUAAAGUCAGUAGGGAAAGACUGACUUUACUUCUCGGUGGUAAUGCUAGUGGUGACUUAAAACUUAAGCCUUUGUUAGUGUAUUUGGCUGAGAAUCCAAGGGCAUUCAAGGGAAUUUUGAAGAGUCAACUCCCCGUCAUUUGGAAGUCUAAUCAGAAGGCUUGGGUUACACUUUGUAUCUUUGAAGACUGGUUUACAAAUCACUUUGUGCCAACAGUGAAGGAAUAUUGUAUUCAGAAGAAUCUGCCUUUUAAGGCUUUGCUUGUGUUGGAUAAUGCCCCUGGACACCCUUCACAAUUGGAUUACAUGCAUCCUAAUGUGAAGGUAGUUUACUUUCCCCCAAAUACCUGCGUUCCAUUUUGCAACCAGUGAACCAGGGUGUCAUGGCCUUCUUCAAGGCCUAUUACCUCCAAAGGAUGAUGAACAAUGCCUUCGAGGCCAUUGGAAGAAACAAGGAGUUGACUUUCAAAGAAUUUUGGAAGUCAUACAACAUUUUAGAAGCUGUGAAGAACAUUGCAGGUGCUUGGGACGAGGUACAGCAGACCAGUAUGAAUGGGGCCUGGAAGAAACUGUGUCCGCAGUUUGUGAAUGACUUUAUAGGAUUUGAGGACUUAGAGACUCAUGAAAGUGUCACCAACAAUAUUGUUGCAAUUAGUAAGGUGCUAUGUUUGGAGGUGAAUGCUCACGAUGUCAAGGAACUGCUGGAAUCACAUGCAGAGGAGUUUUCUGAAGAGGACCUCAUUCAGUUGGGGAAACAGAUGACUGAGGAGGAGGAAGAGGCACCAGUCCCAGAACCCAGGUUAUUAAUUGAUAAGGAUUUGUCAAAGGCGUUUUUCCAUGUAGAGAAAGCGAUAGCAUUGUUUCAGGCUGCGGACCCCAACAUGGAAAGGCACACCAAGAUACUUAGAAGGGUCAUGGAUAAGCUCACGUUUUAUAGGGAGACUUUCGAAGAGGAAAAGAAGAAAAAAACUCUCCAGUCUAGCCUUGAUUGUUUUUCCAACAAGCAGUCUCCAACAUCAUCUGCCUUUCCUAACCUAGAAGUGAGCGUCGUCCUGCCCAACCCUAACUUCCAGUACAUCAUGUUAGUUCAAGAAGGAACUGUCAUCGCCCCUACCCGAAAUGAGCCUUUUCUCCUAACCCAGAUUAGGUUGUAUGGAUUGUGGUCUGUAUUUGGCAAUAUGGUUUCAUCUUCUUGUCUUCUCUAUUGA
Molecule: messenger RNA, 2300 nt
Organism: Macrobrachium nipponense
Lineage: Eukaryota; Metazoa; Arthropoda; Malacostraca; Decapoda; Palaemonidae
Product: tigger transposable element-derived protein 1-like
Exons: 4
Coding region: 1476-2300 (274 amino acids)
Molecular function (GO): nucleic acid binding
Source: RefSeq, a predicted model, not a curated record